Plasmodium gonderi is the source of this 3048-nucleotide messenger RNA. Its product is annotated as FAD-dependent monooxygenase. Bases 1 to 3048 code for a protein of 1015 amino acids. The record is from RefSeq and is a predicted model, not a curated record. Lineage: Eukaryota; Apicomplexa; Aconoidasida; Haemosporida; Plasmodiidae. Gene Ontology annotation, molecular function: FAD binding. The transcript has a single exon.
AUGAAAGUUAGGAAAACGUUUGUACUAAUCAUUGGAGGCGGUCCUACGGGUAUCACAACAGGGAUAUAUUUUCAGAAGCAUAAAAUACCACACAUACUAAUUGAGAAAGAUAAACACAUCGAAAAGGUGCCCAGGGCUCAUUAUUAUAAUAAUCAAACUAUGGAAGCAUGGAGGAGUAUUUUUCAUUUAGAUAAAUGUUUUCUUAACGAAACAGAAGAUGUAAAUUUAUGGAAAUCCUUUCAAUAUUGUUUAAGUAUCAUGAAGGAUAAAACAAUAUGUAAGUAUGACAAUUUUAUGAACAAGUACAUGUAUAAAAAUACAUAUUAUGAGGACAUAAGUCCAUCCAAAGUUAUCCACUUAUCUCAGUAUAAAGUUUUAGGUAUUCUAUAUUCCUAUUACUUGAAUAAAAUAAAACAUGAUCAUAUUAAAAAGCGGGAAUUUUUAAAAAACAUAAGGCUAAAGCUCUCAACCCAUCGAAUUUUGAAAUAUAUUCACAGAAACAGCGAAUUGCACCAAGUGCAAAAUGGGGCAGAAGGCAUAGAUCAAGUAGCAGAAAUAGAAGUAGACAGAGAAGCAGGUGCAGAAGCAGAUGGAGAAGCAGAUGGAGAAGAGCUUUUUAAAAAAUAUUUUGCAUAUGAUCAAUCUGAAUUCCUAAUAGGUUACGAAUUUGUAGAUUUCUGGAACAGCAGGGAGCUGACAAAUUCCUGCUUUUUCAAGGAUGAGAAUGGGAAGAUGGAUAUAUGGAAAUCUGAAGGGGAAAAAUAUUCCCCACAAGAAAAAAGUACUUAUGGGGGAAUCAGUUAUGAUAGCGUAGAUUAUUGUGGCCAGGAAAAUAUCACUAAUAUGACGAAUGCUGUGGGAGAUGAAUUCACAGACUAUGCAAGAAGUGCAAUGGGAGAGAGGUACAGAGAUGACCCCAUCAAUGCUGUGAUAACUCAGAUUAGAAACGUGCACAGUAAGGAAGAAGAAAUAAUUCUUAGCAAUUACGUCUUUGUUUGUGAAGGGGGAAAAAGUUGCAUAAAAAAGAACUUACAGAUAAAUGACGAAAACAAGAAAGAUUACAUGAAAUUUAUAAAUAUCCAUUUUCAAUCUACACGAUUAAGCAAUUUAAUAAGGUACAACCCAUCCAUGCUAUACUUCAUAUUUAAUGAAUAUCUUGGAGUAUUAGUGUGUCAUAGUUACAAAUAUGGAGAUUUCGUUUUACACAUUCCUUACAUUACAAAUAAGGAAGUUGAAAUAUACAGUGACAAAUGUAAAUGCGUAGAAAUUAUAAACAAGUUGAUUGAUUUCCCAUUGCCGGAUAUGUCUAUACAUAAUGUUUAUAAGUGGACUAUGCAUAGUUCUAUUGCCUCUACAUUUAUCGACAAGAAGACAAAAAGAAUUGUUUUAUUGGGAGAUUCAGCACAUAAAUUACCUCCUUCUGGAGGCUUUGGCUUAAAUCUAGGGGUUGGUGAUGCCAUAAAUAUAAUGUGGAAAACUAUCCGAAUUUAUAAUUUAAAGAAAAAAAAAUUUCUUGAAAAUAUGCAAGAAUUGAAAAAAAUGAGCAAUAGUGCUUAUAACACAUCUGAUUAUAAAUCUUCCCUCAUAAUUGAAAUAAAAAAAUUAAAUUAUUUUUACAACAUGUUGAGCAUUUCUGAAAAAAAAAAAAUAGAGAAUUACAUUGAAUCUUAUAACAUUGAGAGAAAAUUGGUAGCUAAUUUCACCAUAUAUCAUGCAGUCCAAAAUUAUGAAAAAGGAAAUAACAUACCAUGUCUUAUAGGAUAUAAUUACAAUUUUUUUGUAAAAUUUAUUACUCUAUUUAAUCUCAGUUGUGUUCAGAAUUCUCUUCUGUUUUAUUAUUUAUCAGCAAAUGUUAAAUAUAUUUUAAAAUUUUUUAAUAACCUUCCUUAUAUUUUUGAAUGCAAUCAAAAGAGAGCACAAAAAUUUAUUCAAAAUAAUCGGGAAAAUAUUCUAUCUUUGUUAUACCCAGGUGUGGAUUUUUGCUAUUCAUAUAUAAAUACCAUGUGUCAUAUUGGGAUGGAGGAAAAUCAACAAUCCCAUAUUUUGGCCAAUCAAAAGCAUAAGCACCAAUCUGAUUAUGGUGGGAAAAAUGAAAUCCCACACCUUGCAAAUAUUAAAAAGGAAGAAGAAGAAGAUAAUAUUCAUGUAGAAGGAGAAAAAACAAAAGUCGAAGAUAUUCAGAAUAUCAUGAGAGAAACGAAAAAGAGGGAAACGUAUAAUUACAAGCUAGAUAAGCAUCAUAAAAGUAGCAGAGAAGGAGUGGAUUUAUUGAAUUACUGGAGUGAAAAUAGACAAAAUGAAGAAAAGAUCGAAAAUAAGAAUGGUAAUUAUGAAGGAAACAAUAAUGUAGACCACAUAAAUGAAAAGUAUUACAUGCAUCCAAAGUACAACAUUUUUGAAAAACAGAAUGAAAAAAUUGCUAGAUUAAAAAUUUGUAAAAAUAUAUAUGAAUACCAAAUGAGUAACAUAAAUGGAGCAAAAAUUCCACAUUUUAAUCUUUAUACAUUUGAUGAAAAAGAUAUUUAUAAAAUAUCAACUAUUGAUUUACCUAUACUUAAUAACCCAUCUCUAUCAAUUUUAAUUAUUCUAUUUAAUAAUACAAUCCUAAAUGAUAUUGUCGCUUUUAUGAUUGAACAAAAUAUUCCAAGGGAUAAAUUUUCCUUCUGUAUAUGGGACACAGAUGUUAUAAUAUACAAAAAUAAGGAAAAUCAAUCCAUUGAUAUUUUAAAUCAAAGUGAUGCUACACUAAUACAUCAAUCUAACAACAUUGAUAAUAGUAUACGUAUAAAUGAUUAUGUCCUGUUUAAAAAGAGCAAACAUUAUUUUAUAGGAAAUGCUGCAAAUAUAAAACGUAUACAUAUGGAUGUAAAAAAUUAUAACAUUACUUAUGUAUUUACUUCAAAAAUAAUACAGGAUAUGUUUUUAGAUAUUCUUUCACUAAAAUCAGAUAAAUCAUUUGUAAUUUUAAGACCCGAUAGGCAUAUUAUAGCGCAUGGACAAAACAACUGGAAGGACAAUAUAAGGGAUAUAAAUAAAGUGUACAUUUAA